AUGGCGGCAGCGUAUCCCCAGGUCGUCCUAUUUGGUGACUCGCUGUUCGAGGGCUGCGUCGACGUCCAGGAUGGCUUCUCCUUCUACGCCGCCCUCCAGAAACAUUGCCUCCGUCGGUAUGAUGUCGUUAAUCGGGGGUUCUCGGGAUAUAACACGUCCCAGGCCCUGCACAUUUUCGAACAACUCUUCCCGGAGCCGGGCCCCGGCACGCCUGACAUGAAGUACCUGGUCAUCCUCCUCGGCGCCAACGACGCGGCGCUGCCGCUGGACGACGACAACCAGCACGUGCCGCUGGAGCAGUACAAGGCGAACCUGGCGCGGCUGGCGAGCCACCCCCGCGUGGCGGCGCACGGGUGCAAGGUGCUGCUGGUGACGCCGCCGCCGCUGGACGAGAUCCGGCGGACCGAGGUGGACGUGGCGCAGCACGGGCGGGCGACGCGGGAGCAGGCGCGCAGCGCGGCGUACUCGGCGGCGGCGAGGGAGGUCGCGGCGGAGCUGGGGGUGGUGUGCGUCGACCUGGCCAAGGCGCUCAUGGACCACGCCGUGGCCAACACGCCCGGGUGGGACGCGUCGCAGCCGCCGCUGGGGUCGGCGGCGGGCGGGCGGCGGGGGCACCUCGAGAAGCUGCUGCCCGACGGCCUGCACAUGAGCGGGGAGGCGUACCGCGUGCUCUGGGGGCUGGUCGAGCCCGAGAUCGAGCCGCGGUUCCCCAAUGCGGAUACUGUGGGCUAUGCGUGGCCUGUCUGGAGGGAUGCGCCGUGGUCGGAGCCGGGGAUGUCUGUCCUGGAGAAGAGCUCGAGCAAGUGA
Molecule: messenger RNA, 807 nt
Organism: Diaporthe batatas
Lineage: Eukaryota; Fungi; Ascomycota; Sordariomycetes; Diaporthales; Diaporthaceae
Product: isoamyl acetate-hydrolyzing esterase
Exons: 4
Coding region: 1-807 (268 amino acids)
Source: RefSeq, a predicted model, not a curated record